AUGCCAACACUCGACAACUCCACUUGCAAUAUUGAGAGAAAAAGUGAACAUUUAGAAUUGUUGAAAGCAAAUGAUUUGAUAAUAUGGGAUGAAGCACGAAUGUCUCAUAAAAACUGUUUUGAGGCUUUGGAUAAAACCCUUAAAGACGUCAUGAGCGAUCAGGGUCUUGAGAAUACAAUAUUUGGUGGCAAACUUGUUGUUUUUGGAGGAGGUUUUAGACAAAUUCUUCCUGUUGUUCCAAGAGGAGGCCACUCUGAUAUAGCCCAUGCUUCAUUUAGUUCAUCAUAUAUAUGGGACUAUUGUCAAGUACUUAAUCUAACAAAAAUAUAUGCAACUUCAACAAGGUUCAGGAAAUACAAGUUCUUCAGAACUAGCCGAAUUCUCAUAAUGGAUUUUAAAUGUGGGAGAUAG
This is a messenger RNA of Lathyrus oleraceus (garden pea), 411 nucleotides long. RefSeq lists its product as uncharacterized. NCBI's taxonomy places the organism in Eukaryota, Viridiplantae, Streptophyta, Magnoliopsida, Fabales, Fabaceae. The transcript has a single exon. The record is from RefSeq and is a predicted model, not a curated record. Gene Ontology annotation, biological process: telomere maintenance; DNA repair. Gene Ontology annotation, molecular function: DNA helicase activity. The coding region runs from base 1 to 411 and encodes 136 amino acids.